AUGGCGAUCAAGAUUCUGACUCUCCUCACUCUCUUCACCUUCCUCUUCUUCUCAACAUCCGUAACUUCCAUCUCCACCCACGACCUCGACGCCCUCCUCACUCUCCUCCGCGCCAAUGGUCACUCUCUCUUCGCCAACGCCAUCUCCACCUCCGACCUCCUCUUCGACCUCCUCUCUCUUCCUUCUUUAACUCUUCUUGCCCCUACUAACCCUUCCCUUUUUGCCCUCGAUAUGACACAGACGCCGUCGUUUUAUCUCUCCACUCUCCGCCUCCACGCCCUCCCUCGCCGCCUCUCUUGGUCCAGUUUCCUUCUUCUCCCCAACGGCUCGUCCCUCCCCACGCUCUUGCCCUCGCGUCAGUUACGUCUCAACCGACGCGAUGGAGCCAAUGUUGUUCUUGUUGUUUCUACCAUCGGCGGUGGCGCCGUUCAGCUUGUCAUGCCGGGGUUGUUCUACAGCAGCCACGUGGCUGUUCAUGGCUUGGCCGGGAUUCUCACAUUUCGCUUCAAGACCGGCGGCGGCGGCGAGGGUGGUGGUUCAGGUUCUCACCCGAACCGUACAGUUUUCUUACCUCCGGUUACAAGAUUUCCGUUUACUCCGCCAAGAAUUCCAGAGAUUUUGCCGGCUAACCGUACCAAUAACCAUUCCUCUCCUGUUAACUGCACCGUUCUUUCUUCUCUGGUACCGACAGAUCAUGUCUCUCCGGUUAACCGCACCGUUGUUUCUCCCCCGGUGCCAACAGACAUCAGUAACCACACAUAUCAUGUCUCUCCGGUUCUUAAGCACACCGUUGUUUCUCCUAGAGUUAAUCAUUCCACGGUCUCUCCAUGGCCGAAUCCUUCAGAUUCCUCUCCAGCUCCGGUACCAGGUCUUGAUGCUAACGGUGCGCCGAAAUUGCGGAAAAAUGGUGAUGUGGCGACAGGAAUUUCAAGUGAAUUUGUAGUGUCCCCGGGAGGAGUGGAGAACCAGACAGAGUGGUAAAGUGAGGAUGUUGUACGUGGAGAAAUGUGAGGCGUUGGAUGAAGUGUGAUGAUGAUUGUGUGAUUUGCAAUGUUAUGAUAUUGGCGUGAA
Molecule: messenger RNA, 1071 nt
Organism: Pistacia vera
Lineage: Eukaryota; Viridiplantae; Streptophyta; Magnoliopsida; Sapindales; Anacardiaceae
Exons: 1
Coding region: 1-981 (326 amino acids)
Source: RefSeq, a predicted model, not a curated record